Messenger RNA from Rangifer tarandus platyrhynchus (Svalbard reindeer), 1608 nucleotides. NCBI's taxonomy places the organism in Eukaryota, Metazoa, Chordata, Mammalia, Artiodactyla, Cervidae. The record is from the annotation of a GenBank genome assembly.
AUGGUAAUAAAUCUUUGUCUCCCACAGUUCAGACCAAGAAUUUACUGCAACAAGAUAUCAGCUGAUGGCUAUGAAGUAGAAAAUCUCAUCUCUGAAGACCUGACAAAGAGAAGUCAUGGUUUUAGGACAGAGUAUUUCAUUAAGCCACCGGUCUAUGUGACAGUUUCCUUUCCCUUCAAUGUGGAAAUCUGUAGGAUUAACAUAGAUCUCUCAGCUGGGGGAGGCCAGAAUGUCACUGGCCUGGAAAUGUACACAUCUGCCUUAUCCAGCAGAGCGUCUUGGAAUACCCCUGAGUGCCGGACCCCAGAUGAGCCAUCCAUUCCGGACAAGGAAGCAUUCACUUUGGUGGGCAAAGUCUUGUUGAAAAACCAGAGCCAAGUGGUAUUUAGCCACAGGGGCUUCAAGGCCAGGCCCCCUUUUGGCCCAAUGGAAGCCACACUCCCCUCCCCUGCUGUUGUGGCCCAAGAACUCUGGAAUAAAGGGACUCUUUCUCUUAGUCACGUGGCCCAUCUCAAGAUCUGUAUCACCCAUGUGACAGGUGGUGGUGUCCCUUGUAUCAAGCGGUUAGAGGUAUGGGGUCAGCCAGCCAAAACCUGCUCUCAGGAAGUGAUAGACAGUGUCCUGCUGGUUGCCUCAGAGAGUCUCCCUCAGGACUUGUCUUUACAGGCUCCAGCAUUGCCCAUGGAGAGUGACUGUGAUUCUGGGGGCCAGUCUGAGGGCCAGCAGGCCCCCUCUAGCCUACAGGAGCUGGCUGAGGUAAUUCAGGAUAUACCUGAAGAGUUCUUAGAUCCCAUCACCCUGGAGAUCAUGCCUUUCCCCAUGCUACUGCCCUCAGGCAAGGUCAUUGACCAGAGCACGCUGGAGAAGUGUAACCGCAGUGAAGCCACAUGGGGCCGAGUGCCCAGUGACCCUUUCACAGGAGUAGCCUUUACUCCACACUCCCAGCCCUUGCCUCACCCUUCCUUGAAGGCACGGAUCGACCAUUUCCUGCUCCAGCACUCCAUCCCUGGCUGCCAGCUGCUCGGGAGAGCACAGACUGCAUUGGCAGUGGCCCCUUCUUCCAUUGCUCUGCCCUCUCGGAAAAGGAAGAUGGAGCAGGCCGAACAUGGCCCAGACAGUAGCCUUGGCUUAAAUGCUUCCUGUUUUUCUACCACAAGCCUUCUGGUCUCACCCUCUACCUCAGAGCACACUGCUAAGAAAAUGAAAGCUGCCAGUGAGCUCAUGGAUUGUUCAACAGGCCCAGUGUCCCAUGAGCAAAAACUGUCACAAAGCUUGGAAAUUGCCUUGACAUCAACCCUUGGCUCCAUGCCCUCCUUCACAGCUCGGCUGACCAGGGGACAGCUCCAGCACCUCAGCACAAGAGGGAACAAUACUUCCUGGAGGCCCAGCACCAGCUCAGAGCAGUCUGGGAGCAGCCUGGGCCCUGAAUGCACAUCCUGCAAAAGAGUGUUCUCCCCCUACUUCAGAAGGGAGUCUGCGUACCAGCUUCCCUGUGGCCAUCUCCUGUGCCGGCCCUGCCUGGGCGAGAAGCAGCGCUCCCCAGCCGUGACGUGCACAGCCUGCCAGCAGCCGUUCGCCAGCCAGGACGUUCUGCGGGUUCACUUCUGA